Brassica napus (rape) is the source of this 663-nucleotide messenger RNA. RefSeq lists its product as uncharacterized. Lineage: Eukaryota; Viridiplantae; Streptophyta; Magnoliopsida; Brassicales; Brassicaceae. Gene Ontology annotation, cellular component: NuA4 histone acetyltransferase complex; nucleus. The transcript has 5 exons. Gene Ontology annotation, biological process: regulation of transcription by RNA polymerase II. The record is from RefSeq and is a predicted model, not a curated record. Bases 126 to 395 code for a protein of 89 amino acids.
UUUUCCGAUCAGUCAGUCUCUGCAUCCGUUACGAAAAUGGCUUCAUCCGCAGCUCCAGUCGUUAACGCCGCCGCCGUCGGCAACCCCACGUUCGACUCUCUUCGUCUCGGAUAAAGCAAGAUGACAUGUCUGUGCACUCUCCCUGUAAAGCCUUAUCUUCCUUCGCUUCUUCUCUCUCCAAGGAGCAGUCACAGGUUGAAUUGGAGCUAACAUUAUUAGAAGCUCUUGAAAUCUAUCCUCCCGUUAAACUCCGAGGCAUACAUCACCACUUUGUUCUUUAUGGUCUGAUGGAGUAUCUGGGCAGAAGCUUUGACCGACAGUUCCUGGCGGAUGAGGUUCUGCAUCUACUGGAUGAGAUGCUGAAAUCAGAUGACAUUGACAUUCUUAACCACUAGAAAGACUUUACCUUGCCUCAGAGUUUCUUUGAUAUGGAAGAACAGUGACAAAAGAAGAAGUGUUCUUUGCUUCCUUUCCACGCCUCUUUCUGUAUAUGGUUGGUUAGGUUUGUCCCCAGCUCUUAAGAUAAGUCCUCUUGUAUAUUCUUCAGUAUUAAUAUAGAACCAUCGGAGCACUACUGAUCUUUUUAACUCUGUCAAAUAGUUUAAUAGAAACAAGCUUUUUGUUCUCUUUUCAUGAUGUCAUUUAGAUCGGUUGUGUUUGUUU